AUGCUGGAGAUUGCUCGAAUGAGCAUUAAGUCGUCGAAGAGCACCUCGAGAGAACCAAUUUCCAAGGUGAUCGCCAUGCAAAGGGUUGAUCUGAUUGCAGAGGCCUCUGCGAUUAGUGGUGAGCCGAUCGAUGAUUCAACCAUCGAUCCGUUGAUUGGAGCUUCGAACCCUGGUCCCGAGAACACCCAACCCAAUCCUGCUGCAAUUAAGGACAAGCGCAAUGGUGAAGUUUCUCAUAGUGAAAGUGUUUAUUUUUCCUUUUUCUUUUUUCUUUUUUUUUGUUUUUUGUUUGUAAACUGCAUUCAUAAUUUAACUGGUUACACUGGACCUUCUGCUAGAAGGAUUUGGGACUCUAUAUACUCAGAGAACUGCCCAAAAUAUUCGUCUGGAGAAACAUGUCCAGAGAAAAAGGUUUUGUACAAACUGAUAUCAGGUCUUCAUUCUUCAAUCCCCACGCACAUCGCUGGUGAUUAUCUUCUUGACGAGUCACGCAACCAGUGGGGACAGAACAUCGAGCUGAUGUAUGAUCGUAUUCUGAGGCAUCCGGACCGUGUCAGAAACAUGUACUUCACGUAUCUGUUUGUGCUGCGUGCUUUAACUUCUCUUCUGUCGUACUUGGAGCAAGCAGAGUAUGACACAGGGAACCAUGCGGAAGAUCUGAAAACACAGUCCUUGAUCAAACAGUUGUUGUACAGUCCGAAACUCCAAACAGCAUGUCCUGUUCCUUUUGAUGAAGCUAAGCUGUGGCAAGGUCAAGGUGGACCUGAACUGAAGCAGCAGAUCCAGAAAAAAUUCAGGAAUAUAAGUGCACUGAUGGACUGUGUAGGUUGUGAAAAAUGUCGGCUUUGGGGGAAGCUUCAGGUUCAGGGUCUAGGGACAGCAUUGAAAAUAUUCUUCUCUGUUGGAAACCAAGACAAGGAGGGUGACCAAACACUUCAACUGCAACGUAAUGAGGUGAUUGCACUGGUGAACUUGCUCAACCGUCUCUCUGAGUCGGUUAAAAUGGUUCAUGAUAUGAGACCAGACGUGGAGAGGCUAAUGGAGGAUCAGAUAACUAAGACAUCAUCUAAACCUGGUAGAUUAAGAAGAGUAUUGGAUUUAGCUUUCUCCUUUUUGGUGAAAUAAUCAUUGAGCUGUCCAGCUUUUUGUUAGGCAUUCAUGCUGAAUCAAAUGGAUAGUCAUCGUUGUAACAAAAUUAAAGAAAAAAAAGAAUAUCAUUAUACAAACUCAAGAUUUUGAUAAAACAGAAGAAGAAUAGAGAUUCUUGAGGUAAAAGUAACCUAUAUAUUAUAUAUACCUUGUUAGUAACUCUUGAUGAACAGAGCUUUUAAAAACAGAGGUUAGGUUUACCCAAAAUAGAUUUAGGAUCAUUGGUGAUAUGCAUAUGUCAUGAGAAUUUAGUACUAGAUUAUCGGAUAUCGUUUUAAUGUAAAAGGUACAUAUCUCGUAAAGCGCCGGAAAACAUAAACUUAUACUCUGAAAGUAAAGACAGAGUUCACAUACAUACGUGCGGGUAUUUACAUAACGCGCUGAAAACACACAAAUUCAUGAGAUUUAUUUACGAAAGUAAAGACGAGUUCACAUAUAUACCUGCGGGUAUUAUCUAUAACCCAUUUAAUCAUGGCCAUGGACGAGUUCUCAAGGAUUCUUACAUUUCAUGAUCUUGAUCUUUGACUAGUAGAAUGGGAACAUCCU
Molecule: messenger RNA, 1695 nt
Organism: Brassica napus (rape)
Lineage: Eukaryota; Viridiplantae; Streptophyta; Magnoliopsida; Brassicales; Brassicaceae
Product: endoplasmic reticulum oxidoreductin-1-like
Exons: 6
Coding region: 1-1125 (374 amino acids)
Biological process (GO): protein folding in endoplasmic reticulum
Cellular component (GO): endoplasmic reticulum membrane; endoplasmic reticulum
Molecular function (GO): protein-disulfide reductase activity; FAD binding; thiol oxidase activity
Source: RefSeq, a predicted model, not a curated record